AGUAAAUAACAGCACCAUGAUGUCUCUGCGAGGGCUGAUGAUGUUGGUAGUGGUGUUGACUGUGGUUGGAGUGGUGAUAGCCUACCCUGAUCCCUCUGCAGGAUAUCGCCGUAAAUUUGGCGGAGGUGGAUUUAGUGGUGGUGGACUUGGUGGGUUUGGUGGUGGUGGACUUGGUGGGUUUGGUGGUGGUGGACUUGGUGGAUUUGGUGGCGGUGGACUUGGCGGUGGACUUGGCGGUGGACUUGGCGGUGGAUUUGGUGGAGGUGGACUUGGCGGUGGCUUUGGUGGUAAAUUCGGAGGCCUUGGUGGAGGUCGUGGUGGCUACCAUGGGUAG
This is a messenger RNA of Cherax quadricarinatus, 334 nucleotides long. Its product is annotated as acanthoscurrin-2-like. NCBI's taxonomy places the organism in Eukaryota, Metazoa, Arthropoda, Malacostraca, Decapoda, Parastacidae. The record is from RefSeq and is a predicted model, not a curated record.